AUGACCAAGUCCAAGGCAGAGGCCCCGAGCACGGAAGCCGAGGGCCGUGAUGGAGGCUACAGCUGGGUGCUGGUGGGGGCACUGUUUGUCUGCUCCACCCUGGUGUUCGGUCUGCUCCGCAGCCUCGGCGUCUUCUUCGUGGAGUUUGUCCAGUACUUUGAGGAGAGCGCCCAGGCCAUCUCUUGGAUCUCCUCCAUAGGCGUGGCCACACAACAGCUCUUCAGCCCACUUGGCACAGCGUUGUGUAAUGCGUACGAUGCCAGGCGGGUGGUGAUGACCGGAGGCUGCCUCGCCGGUCUGGGCCUCAUACUGUCUUCACAGGCUACCUGCCUCCUACACCUCUAUCUCACCAUGGGCGUCAUCACAGGCCUGGGCUGGGCGUUGGUCUUCACCCCCAUCGUGGCGACAGUCAUGGCUAACUUCACACGCCGACGCACCCUGGCUCUGGGAGUGGGGUUUUCAAGCAUCGGGCUCUCCUCCUUCAUAUUCGCACCGCUCUUCCAGCUGCUGGUUGAGACGUAUGCCUGGCGGGGGGCCCUGCUCAUCCUGGGGGGGCUGAGCCUCAACAUAGUGCCGUGCGGGGCCCUCAUCCAACCCCGCAAGUGCGUCAAGGCACCAGCCAUGCCAGAUUCAAAGAGUGAGACGUCAUGCUCUGCCCUCAUGCGGCGGGUCUCCUCUUACCUGGAGCUUUCUCUCCUCUUCCAGUUGCCUUUUCUCACCUACAGCCUGGCCAUCUGCCUCUUUAACGCCGGCUACUUUGUGCCGUACGUCCACCUGGUGGCCCACUGCCGCCAAAUCGGCUUCUCCGAAUACCAAGCGGCCUUCGUCAUGUCGGCAACGGGUGCCACCGACAUUUUGGGCCGCCUGACCUCGGGCUGGUUCUCAGAUCUGGGCUACUUUCGGCUGCUCCACAUGCUAACGCUGUGGACGUCUCUGACGGGAGUGUUCAUCAUACUGCUGCCGCUGGGCUCCAUGGCCGGCUCCUACAUCCUGGUGUUGUUCAUCAGCCUUUUCUACGGCUUCUGCUCCGGGGCCUUAACUUCACUGGUGUUUGCGGUGGUGCCUGAGAUCGUGGGCAUGGAGCACAUGGUGGGAGCCCUGGGUAUGCUGCAGCUCCUCGAGAGCAUCGCGGGCCUGCUGGGAGCGCCGCUGUCAGGCUUGCUUAAGGACACCACAGGAAACUACAUCGCUUCCCUGGUGGUGGCUGGUAGCUUCCUCAUCCUGGGCUCCGUCAUUUUGUCCACAUUACCUCACUACUUCUCCUGUAAGGGUCCUCCUCCUCCUAUGCAGUGUAGCACAAGCAAAGAGCUGCAUCCAGAAUCAGGACAGGUGGAGAAUGCCGCCUCCCUCACAGAUAAACUAGAGACACUUCCUCAGGUGGAAGUUGACCACCUUGCAGCAGAGUCUGAGCUCCUAAACAGCACCUGA
Messenger RNA from Lampris incognitus (smalleye Pacific opah), 1428 nucleotides. RefSeq names its product solute carrier family 16 member 13 (gene slc16a13). The transcript has 5 exons. Gene Ontology annotation, molecular function: monocarboxylic acid transmembrane transporter activity. NCBI's taxonomy places the organism in Eukaryota, Metazoa, Chordata, Actinopteri, Lampriformes, Lampridae. The coding region runs from base 1 to 1428 and encodes 475 amino acids. The record is from RefSeq and is a predicted model, not a curated record. Gene Ontology annotation, biological process: monocarboxylic acid transport; transmembrane transport.